Molecule: messenger RNA, 1883 nt
Organism: Mesocricetus auratus (golden hamster)
Lineage: Eukaryota; Metazoa; Chordata; Mammalia; Rodentia; Cricetidae
Product: protein lifeguard 2
Exons: 12
Coding region: 748-1524 (258 amino acids)
Cellular component (GO): membrane
Source: RefSeq, a predicted model, not a curated record
CAGAAACUAGUGAUUAAGAUUGCAGAUACCUACGUGAUUUGGAGACACUUGGUCUAUGCUGAGCAUUGAGAGAUCACCCCAGUGUGGCAUUCUAGAAAGUCCUCGGAGUAAAUGAGUGCAGAAGCAACUCCUCUGCAGGUACCUUGGAGCAGUGGUUCUCAACCCGUGGCUUGGGGGUCACCACAACAUGAGGAGCUGUAUUAGAGGGUCACUGCCUUGGAGUAUAGCAGCAUUUGCUGCAGCACCGAUAGGAAUUACUACUCAAAGAAGAUGUCGGGCAUCAACUCACGAGGACCUCUGGAGUUUUAUGAGCAUCUUCCUCUUGCUGAGAAGAAAGUGAUGGACAGCUUCCUCAUGGACAGAGCCUCUUGCUCCACCACAUGGAGUUGAUUUGAAGACCCGACUGUAGGUCGCCUUGAGACUGGCCAGCCUGAGGAUUGACAGAGUGGGCUUGACUUACCAGCCCUCUUCCUGAUAGGAAGGUUCCACCCACUCCAUGCUCCAACUGUCACUCUCUUAACUGUCACCCAGAAGCUUGCUUCUUAAUCCUACCACCUGCCUGACUGUUCUUUGGAUGGCUGCUGGCUCAGGAGUUAGGAGAGAUUUCUGAGGACCAGGAAAAUAGAUUUUGAGAUCAGUGAGCCAGUCAACUUUGGCUCUGGAGAUCAUCAAUACCUCGUUCAGAAAGCAGCAAUUAAAGGUGCCCCUUCUAAAGCGGGUCAGCCCUUCACAUAUUCAUCCAGAGACAUGCCCCAAGAAGCCAUAAAACACCCACAUUCCAGGAAUAGAGAUGGAGCGAAUACCUACGCAGUACAAAUUUCAGAGGACAUUGUCACAAGUGAUAGUGCUACAGCUUUACCCAGUCCCUUCGAAGACAUGUCUGUCCGUAGAGGCUUCAUCGUAAAGGUGUUCAUUGUCCUGUCAGUUCAGCUGCUAAUCACUAUUGCAGUCAUCAGCAUAUUUGUUUUCUGCAAACCUGUAAGACAGUGGAUCAUCCUCAACCGUUGGUUCAUGUUCGCACUCUUCCCAGCGGUCAUGGUUGUUAUCAUCGUGCUUGCUUGCUGCAGGGAUAUCCGACGCCAAGUGCCCGCAAACUACAUCCUCCUGAUGUUAUUUACAAUCCUGGAAGGCCUGCUGCUAGGGAGUAUGUCAGUCUUCUUUAAAGCAGAAGAGAUACUAUGGGCAGCGGGAGCAACCACUGUGGUGACACUAACGCUCACCUUAUUUGCUCUACAAACAAAAUGGGAUUUUACCUUGCUAAACGGAGUGUUGUUUGUUCUCCUCAUUGUAUUAAUGAUCUACGGGAUUAUCGCACUCGUCAUACGAUCAUACUGGGUACAUCUGGUGUAUGCAGCGCUUGGAACACUGAUCUUCUCCUUGUAUCUGGUGAUGGACAUUCAGAUGAUGGUUGGGGGACGCUACCAUUAUGAGGUAGACCCUGAAGAAUACAUUUUUGCUGCUCUGAAUAUCUAUGUGGACAUCAUCAACCUUUUCAUUUUCAUUUUGGACCUGAUUGUACGAUAGCCAGUGGCCAAGGCUGGCUCAUGCUGAGAAGAGGGAAGAGUGUCGCCAGGCCAGGCCCAGACACAGCAGUGACCACUCAUAGGCCCUUUCCAUAGUUAGUUAUUUAGUUAUUUAUUUGCUUAUUCAUUUAUGUCAAAAGAAGUGAAGAAUUCAGUAGAUGGUAGCUGUUGUUGUUACUCUUUUUAUGUCCCUUGCCAUGUGGCAAACCUUCUUAUUCAUAUGGAUACAUUUCAGAUUCCUAUACAUUCAGAAAAUAAAUGAGUAUCCUAAUCCUAGGUUCCCACUGCUUUGUUGAAGUUUUCUAGGCACAAUUUAAAGCUGUAAACACCUCUACACAAAUAAAGCUAAUUAUAGAAAAC